Molecule: messenger RNA, 309 nt
Organism: Naumovozyma dairenensis CBS 421
Lineage: Eukaryota; Fungi; Ascomycota; Saccharomycetes; Saccharomycetales; Saccharomycetaceae
Gene: MDM35
Product: Mdm35p
Exons: 1
Coding region: 1-309 (102 amino acids)
Source: RefSeq, a predicted model, not a curated record
AUGGGUAAUAUAAUGUCAUCAAGUUUUGCGCCAGAAUGUACAGAAUUGAAAACUAAAUACGAUGAUUGUUUCAAUGAAUGGUACAGUGAGAAAUUCUUGAAAGGGAAAUCGGUUGAAAAUGAAUGUUCUAAAGAAUGGUAUGCUUAUUCCACUUGUAUAGAUGCUGCUCUAGUGAAACAAGGUAUUAAACCUGCACUGGAUGAGGCAAGGAAAGAAGCACCCUUUGAAAAUGGGGCGAGUUGCAAAGUACUAAAGAAGGUGAGAACAAAUAUUGAUAUCGAGUUGGGUGCGUUCAUAAUCAUAAAAUAG